GUGCGGCGGCGGCCAUGGCGCCCCGGGCCGUGAUCUUCGGCCUCAGCGGGGUCCUGCUGCGGCCGGGCCUGCAGCACUUCCUCAGCGCCUGCGAGCGGGACUGCCACCUGCCCAGGGGUUUCCUGGCGGCCGCUCUGGAUUCCGGCGGAUCCGAGAGCCUCGAGUCCCGAGCGCUGCGGGGGCAGAUCAGCCUCAGCCAGCUGCAGGAGGAGCUGGAGCGGCGCUGCCGGGCGGCUCCGGGCGCCGCCGUUCCCGAGGGAUUCUCGGCGUCGCGGCCGUUCCGGGAAUUCCGGAGCCGCGCCCGGCUGGAGGCGCCGCUGCUGCGCGCGGCCGCCGCCCUGCGGAGCCACGGGUUCCUGACGGCCGUCCUGGCCAACUCCUGGCUGGACGACACGCCCGGGAGGUCCCGGUGGGCCGAGCUGCUGCAGGAGCUGCGCCGCAGCGUCCACCUGGUGCUGGAGUCCUGCCGGCUCGGCAUCGCCAAGCCCGACCCGCGCGUCUUCUCCUGCGCCCUGGACGCGCUGGGCGUCAGGCCUGAGGAGGUGCUGUUCCUGGGCUGCCGGGAGCGGGACCUGGCCUCGGCGCGGGCGCUGGGAAUGGCGGCGCUGCCGGUGCGGGACACGGGAUCCGCCCUGCGGGACCUGCAGCGGAUCACCGGCGUCCAGCCGCCGGGGCCGGAGCUGCCGGUGGCCGUGGAGCCGCAGGAGGUGGCGCACGGAUACGUCGAGAUCCGGCCGGGCGUGCGUUUCCACUUUGCCGAGCUGGGCCGGGGCCCGGCGCUCGUCCUGUGCCACGGAUUCCCGGAGUCCUGGCUGGCCUGGCGCUUCCAGCUGCCGGCGCUGGCCGGGGCCGGGUUCCGGGCGAUGGCGCUCGACAUGAAAGGGUUCGGAGAGUCCUCGGCACCGCCCGAUGUGUCGGAAUAUUCCCAGGAGCGGAUCUGCCAGGAUUUCAUCACUUUCCUGGAUAAACUGGGGCUGGCUCAGGUCGUUCUGAUUGGCCACGACUGGGGCGGGGCCGUGGCCUGGAACGUGGCGCUCUUCUACCCCGAGCGGCUGCGGGCGGUGGCCUCCCUGAACACGCCGUUCCGGCCGGCCCAGCCCGGCUCCGACCCCCUGGAGCAGCUCCGGAGGAUCCCGAACUUCGACUACCAGCUCUACUUCCAGCAGCCGGGCGUGGCGGAGGCGGAGCUGGAGAAGGACAUCGAGAGGACCCUGAAGAUCCUGAUCCGAUCCCACGAGCCCGAGGAUCGGCUCCCCGUCAACCUCGACCUGCGCCGCGUCCAGGAGAGAGGGGGGCUCCUGGUGGGGCUCCCGGAGGAUCCCCCCGGCAGCCGCCUGCUGCCGCCGCCGGCGCUGGAUUACUACGUCCGGCAGUUCCGCGCGUCCGGCUUCCGGGGUCCCCUGAACUGGUACCGGAACGUGAGGGAGAACUGGAGCUGGGCCCUGCGCGCCCGGCACAGGACGAUCCGGCUGCCGGCGCUGCUGGUGACGGCCGGGAAGGAUCCGGUGCUGCAGCCCCGGCUCAGCCACGGCAUGGAGGCCUGGGUCCCGCAGCUGCAGCGGCGCCACCUGGAGAACUGCGGCCACUGGACCCAGCUGGAGAGGCCGGCGGAGCUGAACCGGAUCCUCCUGGAGUGGCUGCGGGAGCUGCCCCCGGAGCCGCUGCCCCCAAAUUCCCCAAAUUCCAAACUCUGAGCACAACUCCCAAACUUUCGGGAAUUUUCCGGGAAUUUUUGCAGGAGUUUUUCCCCGGGAAUUCCGAGGUUUAUAUGGAAUUUUUCCGGGAAUUUUCCCCAGGAAUUUCAAAUUUUUAAUGG
Messenger RNA from Lonchura striata (white-rumped munia), 1816 nucleotides. The record is from RefSeq and is a predicted model, not a curated record. NCBI's taxonomy places the organism in Eukaryota, Metazoa, Chordata, Aves, Passeriformes, Estrildidae.